Messenger RNA from Ustilaginoidea virens, 699 nucleotides. RefSeq lists its product as uncharacterized. The record is from RefSeq and is a predicted model, not a curated record. The transcript has a single exon. Gene Ontology annotation, cellular component: mitochondrion. The coding region runs from base 1 to 699 and encodes 232 amino acids. NCBI's taxonomy places the organism in Eukaryota, Fungi, Ascomycota, Sordariomycetes, Hypocreales, Clavicipitaceae.
AUGUCCACGCCAGCCAGACUGGCCGCCUCGCCCCUCCGCCUCAUUCCGCGCAAACCCUCCUCUCCGCGACGAGGCUUCGCCGCAAGCGCUCCCUCCCCAGACGAACAGUUCCCCCAGCGAACCCCCCUCGGAGACUACUACAUCAACAUACUGCGAGACCCGGUGCCCUACCAGUCCCACAAGCCCGCACGGGGCCCCAGCACCGCCAGGUCGAGCCGACGGCAGGAACACACGAGGGUGGGAAACCCCGAGGCCGAGCCGAGGCCGCCCUCGCCGCGGGAGAGGGCGCGCAUAGUCUUUGGGUCGCGAUUGCUGGGCCCGGCAGAGCAGGCGGAUAGUUUGUCCGUCAAGCAGGCGAGGUCCAAGACCGUUGCCGGGGUUUUGGUGCCCCCGCGGCCGGAGGAGCCGGAUAACUGCUGCAUGAGCGGGUGCGUCAACUGCGUGUGGGACCGGUACCGGGAGGACAUGGAGGAGUGGACGGCGAGGAAGAAGGAAGCGCGGCUGCGGCUAGACGCUGGAUCGGCGGCCGCCGACGCCGACGAUGCAGGUCCCGGGACCCCCAGUGGCAAGACGACGGCCAACGAAGUGUGGGAUGACGAGGCGGUGUACAAGGGCGUGCCGGUCGGCAUACGGGAGUUUAUGAAGCAGGAAAAACGGUUAAAAGAGAAACAUGCAAGAGAGGGAACGAUUGGCGGCUGA